AUGUGUGACAACGAAAGCCACUUAGAUAAAUGCUUGAAAAUUGGUCGUAGUUUUGUUGUACAAUAUUUAGACGAAAAGAUAUUCGCAAGAGGAAAAGGAAAUCAAUAUCUAACAGUUGCUACAGUUAACCAGAAAAAUUAUUGUUCUCCACGUGGCGAGUGGAAAAAAGAACGUUUUCUGAUUGCUUUUCAAGGUUAUUGUCCCGAUAUCGCGACAACAGAAUAUUUACCUUUUGUCGACUUUUCAAAAACAAUAAAAAUGCUGAUCAAUAUAUCAGCAUUAUUUACGUUAUCAUGCCAAAUGAUAGAUGAUGGUAAGAUCUUACACACGAUCGACUUCCACUUGAAUUUUCCUGACUCUUCAGACAUCCACCGGAACAAAAAGUUUGUCGCACUUCCUGAGCUUUCUAUAAAAGCACGAUGGCACUUCAAGUGUGAAGCAGUUGAACUUCUAGAAGUUGCCAUCAACAUAACUUUCAUCAGAAGUUAUCUGAUAACGACGAAGGGUUGUUAUUUGUUUCUUCAAGAAGUUUCAACCAACUGCUUCUUCCUUAUUCAUCAUCACAAUACAAAUUUUCAAGGCAAGAGAUUUAUACUCAGAGAAGGUCUUUGGAGAGUCGUUAACAAGUUGACAUCAACGAAAUUCGAUAAUCUUUCGCAAGUGUUUAAAAAUAUUCACUCGAUGAGGUUGCUAGUAUCAGAAAAUCUCGUAAUACAAAAUAUCCAUGACGAGAUGAAGACAUCAUUUGAUUUUAUAAAUGUAUCAGAUCAGAUGUCAACGUCCGAAUCGAAAGAAAAGUGA
Molecule: messenger RNA, 801 nt
Organism: Clunio marinus
Lineage: Eukaryota; Metazoa; Arthropoda; Insecta; Diptera; Chironomidae
Source: the annotation of a GenBank genome assembly